CCACACAGAUAUCCCGCUCAUUGUUCUCCUCACCAAUAAGCUCAUGCUUUCGCCUUACCUCUGGGAACACUAUAUCAACAUUCUAUUCUCAUAUUUGUGAAAACUACCAGCAAACCUAACGCCCUAGCCUGUCAUUGCAUUGUGCAUAACCAUUGCGGUCCUAAAGGCGACGCUCGAUUUCACGGAGUCUGUCCAAGCCGCAAUCUUCACUGCGCCAUAAAUUGUUAACUGGCUUGCAAUGGUCGUCCACUUCCAGCGCAGGGGUAAACCGGAUGCGCGGUAUAGCCUGCGCGGUAAUCCUCCCAGAGCAGCCAUUAUACUCCAUCGAACCGCCAGGCAGCGUGCUAAAGACACCGCUGCCGCGCGCAUAGCUUGUAGCUGGCCAAUAACCCGAGUCAACAAGACGAGCAGAGGUCUUGAUAACCGUGGGAACGACUGUUUCCGGAAUAGUGCACUGCAGGCGUUGAUGCAUGGGCCGAGAUUCUUGAACUGGAUCCUUUCGCACAAUUCCAGGCUGAAAGAUGGCACACGCCAAUUUCGUUGCCAGAAACCCCUUGCAACGCAAAGCCGCAUUGAGCGUGCAGCGAUGUCCAAGGACUAUGUUCCUGUCCGGGGGGCUAAAUCGUUGAGUAACUGCCCUGCCUGCGCGAUGAAGAACUUAGUUGAGGUCUACUGGGGCAAACAUCAAAUGGAAUCCGAUGAUGAGCCUAGAUCUCUUAACUCGCGUACUCCACCGUUUCUUCCACUGAUUCAGGUCGACGCAUUAUUGUCGCGAUUUACGCCCCAAGCGGGAAUGGAUGGACAGCAGCAAGAUCCGGAAGAGUUCCAAUCGCGCUUCCUUCAGGCGUGUUUGGAAUCUGUUGACUAUGAUUUACCACAAAACCUGGACUGGAGACGCCAAUUUGAUGCGCUGUUCGAUAUUGACAUCAACCUCGCUUUGAGAUGUCAGUGUGGAGCUCCAAGACCGCCUGCACCGCAUGCUGCGAGCGACGAGGGUGGUAUGGACGGCCUGCGCGGCCUCGACGUUCUUCCAAGCGGACAGACGGACUCUGUAAAAGCAUCUCUGCGACGCAAAUUUACACCAGAAAACAUCGGUGCCUUGAAAUGCGCAACGUGCAAUCAUCGACGUCAGGUGAUAAAGACCCUCAAAAUCGAAGCGGCGCCGGAGCUUCUCCGCCUUAAGCUGAGCGUCGUGAACAGCGAUGGGUCACCAAAUCACAAUGUCAUCAGUAUUAACAAACAUCUCGACCUGACCGAGCACCUAAUGCCGCAGCCAGGACAUGUCGCGCCGCUGAAAUAUCGUCUUAGCAGUGUACUGUAUCACGGUGGCGGGAGUAACAGCGGAGGCCACUGGCACGCGUCGGUGCAUGGACCAAAGUAUGCGUACGAAGUGAAUGAUGAUCAGGUUGUGAAGCUCACUCCGAAAAAGCUGUCGUGGGAAAACUCACAUCAACAGAUGCGGGCUGUUGUUUUGAUGUACUGUCGAGUACAUCAGAAAGCGCCUUGACGCGUCGAUAAUGCUGAGCUUUUACCGGCAUCGUGGGUGACAUAACUGUGUCUGACAUAACUGUAUCUGUAGCGUUGUCAUUGGUCUUUUGAUUUUUGUUCGCAAGAGCAUCGGUGUAGUUGUAGUUCGCAAGCUGUUAUCAAAUUAUACCUACUUUCUG
Molecule: messenger RNA, 1667 nt
Organism: Didymella exigua CBS 183.55
Lineage: Eukaryota; Fungi; Ascomycota; Dothideomycetes; Pleosporales; Didymellaceae
Product: cysteine proteinase
Exons: 2
Coding region: 239-1507 (422 amino acids)
Biological process (GO): protein deubiquitination
Cellular component (GO): nucleus; cytosol
Molecular function (GO): cysteine-type deubiquitinase activity; cysteine-type endopeptidase activity
Source: RefSeq, a predicted model, not a curated record